AGAAGAGAUUUGUGCUGUAGUUUUGUUUAACGACCCGUUUUACUUCCAUGCCUUGCAUCAAAACGGUGCGUUUGGAAGUAAUCCAGAUGGGGACACGUGGCUGAACUCUCUCUCUGACUAUAAACUUUUGAGGAGCGAGUUUGUUUGGUUUUGGAUUUUGCCGCGCCUGAGAAAUGGCGACCUCAAUGAGCGUCUUCACCACUUACGCUAUGGCUCGCCCCACCAGAGUCCGAGCCCCACGCACUCCUCGAUCGACGAAGCCGAAACCGCCCAAUCCUAACCCUAAUCACAAGCAGCUCAGGCUUAACCGGACCGCCGCCAAGGAGCUGACCUCCAUCGGAGUCGAGGCCACCACCUUCACUCGCCUCCCGCCCAAAGACGACUUCUCCCUCCCUUCUUCCUUGCUCGAUUUCUCCUCCGCCGAGGAGGUGAAGCUCUCGGAAGCAAGCCUCGCCGUGGAGAAGAAGAAGAAGAAGGUUAAGAAUGUUGAGAAGAAAAAUGAGAUUGAGGAUUUGAGCAUCGAAGAAGAUGACGACGUCGGCGAUGGCGAAUUCGAGGUCUUUGAAGGGAGCUAUGAUUCCGAAUUUGAAGAAAUUGAAGGUGUGGAGUAUGAGUAUGAGGAGAUUGAGAGGCGGAGCGAUGUGGAUGAAGGUGAAUUGGAGGAGGAGGUGAAGGAGAAGGGAGUACCGGCGGUGAUGAGGUGUUUCGACAGAGCGAAAAUCUAUGUGAAGGCGGGGGACGGCGGGAACGGCGUGGUGGCGAUGCGGCGGGAGAAGUUCGUGCCGUUAGGAGGGCCGUCAGGAGGGGACGGAGGGAGAGGAGGGAAUGUGUAUAUAGAGGUGGAUGGAUCGAUGAAUUCAUUGCUGCCGUUUCGGAACAGCGUGCAUUUUCGGGCGGGGAGAGGGGACCAUGGGAGGGGGCAGUCGCAGAAUGGGGCCAAAGGGGAGGAUGUGGUGGUGAAGGUGGCGCCGGGGACGGUGAUUAGGGAGGCCGGGAAGGAGGAGGAGUUGUUGGAGCUGUUGCAUCCGGGGCAACGGGGUUUGUUGCUGCCUGGAGGGAGAGGUGGGAGAGGGAAUGCUUCGUUUAAGUCCGGGGCUAAUAAGGUGCCUAGGAUUGCUGAGAAUGGCGCUGAGGGUCCUGAAAUGUGGUUGGACCUGGAGCUAAAGCUAGUUGCAGAUGUUGGAAUUGUGGGGGCGCCAAAUGCAGGCAAAAGCACAUUGUUGAGUGUUAUAAGUGCUGCACAACCAACAAUAGCAAAUUACCCCUUCACUACUUUACUUCCAAAUCUGGGUGUUGUUUCUUUUGACUAUGACUCGACUAUGGUUGUAGCAGACCUACCAGGUUUACUUGAAGGUGCACACCGGGGUUUUGGAUUGGGCCAUGAGUUUCUGCGCCACACUGAAAGGUGUUCUGUCUUGAUACAUGUUGUUGAUGGCUCAGGCCAGCAGCCAGAAUUUGAGUAUGAUGCAGUUCGUCUGGAAUUGGAACUGUUUAGUCCUGAAAUUGCUGAAAAGCCUUAUAUAGUUGCUUUUAACAAAAUGGACCUUCCAGAUGCAAAUGAACAGUGGCCAUCGUUCAAGGAAAACUUGCAAGCCCGCGGGAUUCAAGUUUUUUGCAUGAGUGCAGUGAAAGGAGAGGGUACUCAUGAGGUUAUCAGCACUGCUUAUCAGCUUCUACAAAGGAGCAAAGUGACCGAGGAGGAAUUCACAGAAGAUCCGGUUGAUUUAAAUCAUGUAGCCGAUAUGGUGCAUAAGCAGCAAACCGCCUCUAUUAACGAGUUUGAGAUCUCUUACGACAGCAGUACCAAUACUUGGCAUGUUGUGGGAGCUGGAUUGCAACGUUUUGUUCAGAUGACAAAUUGGCGAUAUAUGGAUUCUGAGAGGAGAUUCCAACAUGUUUUGGAUGCUUGUGGUGUAAACAAGAAUCUUAAGAAACGUGGUGUCAAAGAAGGUGACACCGUGCUUAUUGGAGAUAUGGAAAUGGUGUGGCAUGAUUCUGUUUCUGGUCCAUCAAAUUUAAAGAAAGGAUCUUCAGAAACAACCAAGUGGGCACAGUUUAAGUGAUCUUCAUAAGUUAUUCAGUGAAGUUAAGCUAACUCGACUUGAGAAGAAGAGGUAUAUGUAUCAGUAUCUCAGUCUCUUGUUUUGGUGUAUUAUA
Fragaria vesca subsp. vesca is the source of this 2157-nucleotide messenger RNA. RefSeq names its product GTPase obg-like. The transcript is spliced from 6 exons. Gene Ontology annotation, cellular component: mitochondrion. The coding region runs from base 174 to 2063 and encodes 629 amino acids. Lineage: Eukaryota; Viridiplantae; Streptophyta; Magnoliopsida; Rosales; Rosaceae. The record is from RefSeq and is a predicted model, not a curated record. Gene Ontology annotation, molecular function: magnesium ion binding; GTP binding; GTPase activity.